Molecule: messenger RNA, 2942 nt
Organism: Molossus molossus (Pallas's mastiff bat)
Lineage: Eukaryota; Metazoa; Chordata; Mammalia; Chiroptera; Molossidae
Gene: ESPN
Product: espin
Exons: 13
Coding region: 1-2562 (853 amino acids)
Biological process (GO): actin filament bundle assembly
Cellular component (GO): cytoplasm
Molecular function (GO): actin filament binding
Source: RefSeq, a predicted model, not a curated record
AUGGCCCUGGAGCAGGCGCUGCAGGCGGCGCGGCAGGGCGACCUGGACGUGCUGAAGUCGCUGCACGCUGCCGGCCAGCUGGGGCCCUGGAUGCGGGACCCCCUGGACGCGCUGCCGGUGCACCACGCGGCCCGCUCCGGCAAGCUGCACUGUCUGCGUUUCCUGGUGGAGGAGGCCGGCCUGCGGGGCACGGCGCGUGCACGGAACGGCGCCACCCCAGCCCACGAUGCCGCUGCCACCGGCCACCUCGCCUGCCUGCAGUGGCUGUUCUCGCAGGGCGGCUGCAGAGUGCAGGACAAAGACAAUUCUGGUGCCACAGUCCUGCACCUGGCCGCCCGCUUCGGCCACCCUGAGGUGGUGGACUGGCUGCUGCGUCACGGUGGUGGGGAUCCCACCAUAGCCACAGACACGGGCGCCCUGCCCGUCCACUAUGCUGCCGCCAAAGGAGACUUCCCCUCCCUGAGGCUUCUCAUCGGGCACCACCCUGAGGGAGUGAAGGCCCAAACCAACAACGGUGCCACGCCCCUGUACCUGGCGUGCCAGGAGGGCCACCUGGAGGUGAUGCAGUACCUGGUGCAGGAGUGCGGCGCGGACCCGCACACGAGCGCCCACGACGGCAUGACCCCGCUGCACGCUGCGGCACAGAUGGGCCACAGCCCGAUCAUCGUGUGGCUGGUGAGCUUCACCGACGUGAGCCUGUCGGAGAAGGACAAGGACGGCGCCACGGCCAUGCACUUUGCCGCGAGCCGCGGCCACGCCAAAGUGCUCAGCUGGCUCCUGCUGCACGGCGGCGAGAUCUCGGCCGACCUGUGGGGCGGGACCCCGCUGCACGACGCCGCGGAGAACGGCGAGCUGGAGUGCUGCCAGAUCCUGGUAGUGAACGGCGCGGAGCUGGACGUCCGCGACCGCGAUGGAUACACGCCCGCGGACCUCUCAGACUACAAUGGCCACAGCCACUGCACCCGCUACCUGCGCACAGUGGAGAACCUGAGCUUGGAGCACCGCGUGCUGUCCCGGGAUCCAUCUGCCGAGCUGGAGACCAAGCAGCCUGACUCGGGCAUGUCCUCGCCCAACACCACCAUGUCAGUCCAGCCACUGAACUUCGACCUCAGCUCGCCCACCAGCACCCUCUCCAACUACGACUCCUGCUCCUCCAACCAGUCCAGUGUCAAGGGCCAGCGUCCCCCACGCGGGCCUCCCAGAACCAGAGCUGCAGACAUACAGAGCUACAUGGACAUGCUGAGCCCGGAGGUGAACCGGGCCCGGGACAAGAUGGAGAAAAACACACCACCACCGCCACCACCCAGCUUCCCUCCACCACCCCCACCUCCAGACACCCAGCUGCCCCCUCCCCCACCGGGCUACCCAGCUCCCAAGCCCCCCGCAGGGCUGCAAGCAGCUGACAUCUACAUGCAGACCAAGAGCAAACUCCGCCAUGUGGAGACCCUGGCCCGCAGGAAGGAGCUGAGCUCCCGCGACGGCCUCAGCGGGCUGCGGAGGCAGGACUCCGGCCGCAAGCCCCGCGCCUUCAGCAAGCAGCCCAGCACGGGGGACUACUACCGCCAGCUGGGCCGCUGUCCCCGGGAGCCGCUGGCCGCACCCCCGGGCAUGGCGCACAGCGAGGAGGUGCGUGCCCGCCAGCCCGGACCCGCCGGCCGCCUUGGACCCGGCCGGGCGGCCCGCUUCUCACUCGCUGGCCCCUCCGCUCCCCCGCAGGCGGCGCUGCUCCCCGGGAAUCACGUGCAAAACGGCUGCGCAGCGGACCCCAAGGCGUCCAGGGAGCUGCCGCCACCGCCACCGCCUCCGCCGCCCCUGCCCGAGGGCCUGAGUUCGCCGCCGCCCGCUCCGCCUCUGCCCUUGGAGGGCGCCGGCCCUGGCUGCGGGCAGCGUCGGUCCUCCUCUUCCACCGGCAGCACCAAGUCUUUCAACAUGAUGGCCCCCACCGGUGACAACUCGGAGCUGCUGGCUGAGAUCAAGGCUGGCAAGAGUCUGAAGCCCACGCCUCAGAGCAAGGGUCUGACCACGGUGUUCUCCGGCAGCGGGCAGCCGGCCUCCCAGCCGGACUCGCCGCUGCCGCCAGCGUCGCCGGCACCUUCCCGGGCCCGGAGCCCCACCCCGCCGGCGGCAGGACCCCAGCCACUGCUCAAUGGCAGCUUGGCGCCGGCGCCGCCCGCCACCCCCGCGCCGGGCGUGCAGCUGGACGUGGAAGCGCUCAUCCCCACGCACGACGAGCAGGGCCGGCCCAUCCCGGAGUGGAAGCGCCAGGUGAUGGUCCGCAAGAUGCAGCUGAAGAUGCAGGAGGAGGAGGAGCAGAGGCGGAAGGAGGAGGAGGAGGAGGCCCGGCUGGCCAGCAUGCCCGCCUGGAGGCGGGACAUCUUUCGGAAGAAGCUAGAAGAGGAGAGGGAGCAGAAGCGAAAAGAGGAGGAGCGACAGAAGCAGGAGGAGAUGCAGCGGGAAAAAGAACAGUCAGAGAAGCUUCGGACACUGGGCUACGAUGAGACCAAACUGGCGCCCUGGCAGCGACAGAUCAUCCUGAAGAAGGGGGACAUCGCUAAGUACUAGAUGCUGCUUCCUGCCGGCAUCCUAGCCAGCUGGGGCUGGGGGGGCUGGGGGAGGAGGCAGCCCCUGCCCCAGCCUGCCAGGCCUGGAUGGAAGGGCUGGGGAGCCAUGCCACCCCCUCAGCGAUGCAACCCCCUCCCUGACCCCCCACCCGGGCCCUCGCACCCGCAUCCCCAGCCCGGGACAAUGCUGGAGUGCCCCACCGCUGCAGUCGCCCAGAAAAAGUGCCCAAGUCAUUGACGCAAACGCUGCUGAUUUGCAUGCCUAUUUACAUACAUUUGCAUGUUCGUUGAAUGUCAGCGUGUGCAGAGCUCUUCCCAGCCCCGUGGGUGGUGACUUUGUUUUCCUGCUGGAGGGGUACUGGCUGCAUCCCCUCCCCCGCA